This is a messenger RNA of Pantherophis guttatus, 2722 nucleotides long. The record is from RefSeq and is a predicted model, not a curated record. Lineage: Eukaryota; Metazoa; Chordata; Lepidosauria; Squamata; Colubridae.
CGCCUCUCCCCUCCCACUGGCUGGAUCUCCGCUUCCCUUCGAGGAUCGGCGGUGGAUCCCUCGGGAGAGGCUCCUGGGUGCUGCUCGGUUCAGGUGGGGCUGCUCUCCUUCCGGCCUCCAGAUCUCCUCCCCGCCAGGAGGAAGGGAGCUGCGGAUCCCUCUCUUCGCCUCGCCGGGUUUUCCUCGGGGAGAUCUCGCAGGGUUUUCCUCGGGGAGAUCCGGCCUCUGGCGUUGCCUGCAGGGAGCGGAUCCCUCCCUUCCCUCCAGUGGGGCAAAGGGGGGCUCCGUCCCCGGGCCUGGAUCUGCCCCCUCCUCGCCCAGUCAAGGCUCCCCGAGGGGCUCCGGGUGGAUCCAGGAAGGAGCCUUUUGGAGACCAGUGAGGACGUGGCUGUGAACUUCACAGAGGAGAAAGAGACGUUCUUGGAUUGGGAUCCACCAACCUUUGGCCAGGAUUCUUGUUCCAGAGAAUUUGAAAAUUGUGGCCUGGAUGAAAAAGCAGCUUCCUGCACAAAGGGCCAAUCGGUUAAGGAGAAACCAAACCAGUCAGCAGUGAGGAUCAUACCUGGCCUUGACCGAGAGACCUCUUCAUUGUAACGUUAAACCCGGAAAGUAACUGUGACCAAAGAUUUACCUUCAAGACAACUAACAAGAGAUAGUAGAAAUUCAGCCCAAAGCAGCAGCCAAGAGAAAGCAUGAAGCGUGGGAAAUUCUUGGAUCCCCCAUCAGACACAAGCAGCCCUCCAAGAACCCCCAAAAGAACCCAUGAAUGCUCAGAGUGUGGGAAAUCCUUUGCUCGCAAGUCCCUCCUUUUGACCCACAGGAAGCUCCAUGUGGGAAGUGGAUCCAGUGAAGGUUUGGAGGGUGAGAAAUCUUCUGGAAAAGAAACCAAAGAUCUCAGAAGCUCCCCUAGACUAAACCCCUAUAAAUGUGAGGAAUGUGACUUAUGCUUUGGUCAAAAGUCAAGCCUUGUUACACAUCAGAAAAUCCACACUGGAGAGAAACCUUAUCAAUGUCUGGAAUGUGGGAUUUUUUUCCGUAAAAAAUGCACUCUCAGAAACCACGAGAGAAUCCACACAGGGGAGAAACCUUACAAGUGUUGGGAAUGUGGGAAGAGCUUUUCUCAGAAUUCAAGUCUUUGGAUCCAUGAGAAGAUCCAUGCUGGAAUAAAAUCUUACAAAUGCUUUGAAUGCGGAAAAUGUUUCACCCAGAGUUCAGGUCUUCGGAAACAUGAGAAAAUACACAAAGGGGAGAAAAACGAAAAGUGCCUCGAAUGUGGGAAAUGUUUUUCCAGGAAAUGCAUUCUGAUGCGACAUCAGAAACUCCAUACUGGAGAGAGACCCUAUGAAUGCCCAGAAUGUGAGAAACAAUUCAUAUAUUCUUAUGAACUUCAGAGACACCAGAAGUGGCACAAAGGGGACCUGCCCCAUAAAUGUAGGGAGUGUGGGAAAAGUUUUAUUACGCCAACCCAUGUUCAGAUUCAUCAGAGAAUCCACACAGGGGAGAAACCCUACAAAUGUGGGGAGUGUGGGAAAUGCUUUUCCCAAAAACAACACCUUGGACGCCAUCAAAGGUUCCACACAGGAGAGAAGCCAUACAAAUGCGUAGAGUGUGGAAAAUGCUUUAUAGACAAGCGAGGCCUUUCGAUGCAUCAUAAAACCCACACAGGGGAAAAGCCACAGCAAUGCAAUGACUGUGGAAGAUUUUAUAGUACCACAUCAGCCCUUAGAAGUCAUGUGAAAAUUCACACAGGGGAAAAAAACUACAAAUGUUUAGACUGUGGGAGAGCAUUUGCUCAUUCUUCUUCCUUUUUAAGUCACAGCCGAAUCCAUACAGGAGAGAAGCCCUACAAAUGCUCAGAGUGCGAUAAAUGUUUUUCACGGAGAGAUUCUCUUGUGAGGCAUCAGCGAAUCCACACUGGAGAGAAACCUUAUAAAUGUCUGGAGUGUGGGAAAUGUUUUGCCCAUCCUACAACACUUCACACGCACACCCGAAAUCACACAGGAAAGUAGCCUUACAAAUGCACAGAGUGCGAGAAACCUUUUCCUAGUAAAUCAAAGCUAAAAAGGGACCAAAAAUUCCAUAGCAGAGAUAAAUCUCUUCAGCUGUGAAUAACAUUGGGAACACUUCUUUUCAACACAACGUUUACCAGGAAUUUCACACAGUGACAGAAAGGAAAUCCUACAAUUAUUUGGUGUGGGGAAAAUGUUUCAUCUACUGAAGGAAAACAACAUCAAAUCCCAUCAGAGAGAACACAAUGAGGCAAAAGGGUGUAAAUGUUGGGGGAGUGAGAAUAUUUUGCUCGCAAAGCCGCAUUAGUAACUUAGCAGAGUAAUUACACAAAAGAGUUAUAAGUAUGUGAGGAGUAGAUAUAAUGUUUUGCAGAGAGGAAGUCCUUGAGCUAUGACCACAACUUGGAAUGGAUUUCUGGUAAUAAGUUCCUAAGUUAAGGAACCAGGUAUUUCUAUUAAUUUUUUAGUAGACUGUGUUGAUCAAUGGGAAGUGAGAAUUUAGAGAUGGGAAAAUGGGGUGAAGGUAGAAUGAAUCUGAUGGUUUAUUUAGUGAUAAAGUUUUGAUGUUGAAUCUGCUGGCUGAGGAUGAAGAGGGAAAAAGGGAUUCCCCCCCCUUUUUUUCAUUGUCUUUUUCAUAUAUUCCCACAGAGAUAUUUGUAUUAAUUUUCUUUCUGUGCAUAUAAUCCUGAAUAAAAGUAUAUUGCUCAAAAUAA